AUGCGUGGAUUGGAGACCACACGGAAAAGAGGCUCGGCAUUCAGAACGGAGACGGUGAAUUGGCCUUUGCCUGGACUCGUCGUGGCGAGCAGAAGGGAUCAUCGGCGGUGGACGAGGCUGGUGACGGAAUGGCAGCCAAAGGAGUGGGACGUGCCCGAGAGGACGACCACCCGUGCAGAUGGAGCGAGGCUGCAGCUGGCGCCACGCCAACGCGACACUGAGGCGAGGAACGAGACGGACGACACCAAGAGCGCAGCAGCAACGAGAGCGAGUGAGGGGCUGGGAGUGGUGGCAGCGAGCGGGGUCGCCGUGCGCGUCGCGGCCCCCGUUGGGGUGGAGUGUCGAGUCGACAUCCUCACUCAAUCCCAAGUUGGCUCGGUCAUUCGGAGCGUCCAGGGCAGCGAAGUUGGAGGCAGUGACAGGGCAGCAGGACCUGCCGGUGCUGCUGCCCUUACGGCGCCGCCCUGCCUAGCCUGCCUGCCCUUGCUGGGCAGCCUGCACGUGCUUGCUGGGCACGGCGCUCUACACCUGGCGCUGCACGAGCUCGCCAAGCGACACGGCCCCGUGUUCGCGCUGCGCCUGGGAGCGCACCGCGCGCUGGCGGUGUGCGCGCUGGGCCCCGCGCGGGAGGUGCUGCUGCGCAAGGGCCGCGCGUUCGCGGGGCGAGCUCGCAUGGUAAGCACGGACCUGGUGAGUCACGGGGGACGCGACAUCGCCUUCGCGGACGCGAGCCCCGCAUGGCGCUUCCACCGCAAGGUGGUGCACUCGGCAUUGUACGGGGCCAGGCCGCCCGGGGAGGACUCCCUCCACGACAUCGGUGGGCGCCGCGCUCACCACGCCGCGCUCACCAUCCCACGCUCACCACAUUCGCCACGUCCACCCCACAUUCACGAUGCAAACAUUCGCACCGUGAUUCUGUGGACCAUGCGGUCCCAGUGCCCGCAGUUCCACUCGGCACACAGCGGACUAAGAGAGGAGGAGUGGACAGAGCGUGGCCGCGUGUGUUGCGGUGCAGUGAGCCGGGAGGCGCGGGGCCUCGUGGACUCCCUGGAAGCUGCGGGGCGUGGCGGGGCGCGCGCCGUGGACCCGGAGCCGUUGGUGGCGCGCGCGGUCACGGCCGCGAUGCUCGCGCUCGUGUUCGGCGCCGCGGGCCCCGGGGCCCCCGGGGCCCCCGAGGCCGAGGUGGAGCGCGUGCUGCGCUUCAACCGCGGUAUCGUGGAGACCGCAGCCCGAAACCACCCCGUGGACCUCUUCCCCUGGCUCCAGGUGUUCCCCAUCGCGCACCUGAGACGACUGCGCGCGUGUGUGGCCGUGCGAGACAACUUCCUGCAGCAGAAACUCAGCGAGCACAAGGUGACCGUCACCAGCACCGUCAACUUCAUCAUCACCCUUCAUCAUCACCUUGCCCACGUGGACCGUGCUCAUCAUCGCGCGCGCUCGUGCCAGGCCACGGGACCCGAGCACGGAGCGCGCGCGCUGCUCUCGCUGCUGCUGGAAGCGCGGCGCGAGGCGGAGCGCGGCGAGGAGAGUGCAGGGGAGAGUGCAGGGGAGAGCGCACGGGAGAGUGCAGGAGGCGGCGAGCCGAGCGCCCUGCAGCAGCACGCGCGCCGCCUCACCGACGACCACGUGAUGAUGACCGUGGCCGACGUCUUCGGUGCCGGCGUGGAGACCACGGUGACGUCACUGCGAUGGCUCCUCGCUUACCUGGUGCACCACCCCGAGGUGCAGGCGCGAGUUCACGCGGAGCUGGACGUGGUGGUCGGGACGGAGCGCGCCCCCCGCGCCUCGGACCGCACCGCGCUCCCACAGCUCGCGGCGACCAUCCUGGAGACGCAGCGCGUGCGGCCCGUGGCGCCGCUCCUCAUCCCGCACGUGGCCAUGGAGGACACCUCGGUGGGGAAUUUCGCGGUUGCCAAGGGAACGCGCGUGCUCGUGAACAUGUGGUCCAUCCACCACGACGAGACGGCGUGGCCCGACCCGGAGCGCUUUGACCCAGGCCGCUUCCUGCACUGGGAGGGGGGGCGGCUGCAAGCGGGGGCCCCCGAGGGUUCCUCCUUCCUGCCGUUCGGGGGGGGGCCCCGCGUGUGCCUGGGGGAACCCCUCGCACGCCUGCAGCUGCUGCUCAUGUCUGCCGCUCUGCUGCAGAGGUUCCGCUUUGAGGCCCCCCGAUCCGGGGUGGGGGGCGCCCUCCUGCUCCCGGACCUGGCCGGCGAGUGCGGGGUGGUGCUGCACCCACGGCCCUACCUGCUGCACGCCGUUCCGAGGCCCCCCCCCCAAGUAGUGGGCCACAGGGGAGGAGGCCCUAGGAGUUGAUGGUGGUGUUGUACAACAAUGUG
This is a messenger RNA of Petromyzon marinus (sea lamprey), 2336 nucleotides long. The record is from RefSeq and is a predicted model, not a curated record. NCBI's taxonomy places the organism in Eukaryota, Metazoa, Chordata, Hyperoartia, Petromyzontiformes, Petromyzontidae.